This is a messenger RNA of Manis javanica (Malayan pangolin), 2256 nucleotides long. The record is from RefSeq and is a predicted model, not a curated record. NCBI's taxonomy places the organism in Eukaryota, Metazoa, Chordata, Mammalia, Pholidota, Manidae.
AUGCAUGGGCAUACUGUGGCUAUUGUAAACAACCCUGUGGUGAACGUGGGGGUAUGGGUAUCUUUUCAAGCCAGUGUUAAUUUUGUUUUUUGUAGUGCUGACCGAUCCACCUGCAUUGUGGAGAAUGGACGGGAAGAUGAGAGGCAGAGGAAUGAGUUGGGGGCUCCCACAGUCCCUCAAGUAGGGGAUGAUGGUGGCCUGCACUAUGACAGCUGUUCAAAAGAAUAUCGAUUUCCAGGAGGAAUAAUACAACUGGCACAAUACUGGAAAAAUGGAAGUGAACUAAGGAACAAUGAGAACAUUUUUAGUGAAUUCCUGAAUCAGCAUCAAAAUGCCCUCACUUUGAGGACACUUAGAGUUUAUAACAAUGGAUUACGACAACCACAUUUUCAUUUCAAUGCAAAUGAAAUGGGAUGUGUAAUAAUAAGUGGAUGUGCAAAGGUGGGCAUUAUUAAUACAUAGGGUAUCUUGGAGUUUGACAUUCACCUUGGAGAUGUGAUAUUUUUCCCCAUUGGAACCCAGCAUUAUGUUAAGAGCACGUGCAAUGAGGAUUUGCUUUUAAUUAUUGCCUUCAGCACUGGAGAUCAACUGCAAAACCUUAACAUGGACGGUUAUCUCCAGGCCACUGUGGACCACAUCCUGGCCCAGCUUUUCUUCAAGAGGCCAAGUGAGUUUAAGAAGAUUCCCAGAUUCAAGGAGGACCAGGCAAUCAACCUGCCUUAGAUUUGCUGGGUUGGGUUCAUACCUUUUCUUCCUUCUUUAUUUGCUGUCACUGCUUCUGAAGAAGAAACCACUGUGUAGGCAGGAAACAGUUGUGGGGCGGCCUUAAGGCUCAUUUAGGGAGUGCAAUUACAGAGCCCUUCAGGCUAAGGGGACAUUUCAUUCCAUAUACUCUGUGUGGGUUAGUAGAUCUAUGGAGAAGACCCAGUAAAUUAAAUUAUUUUGUAUAGGUUUUAGUAUUUGUGCAUGUAUUUAUUUUCCUUUUGAUACUUCAAACAUUAUUCUAAAUGAAAACACAUUCUUUUUAUGUGCAUCAGUCAAUCUUAGUCCUAUGAAUGUAUUUCUGUUAUUCAUCAGUGUGGAAGGAAGUAAGGAUGUCAGCCUAUGUAUGUACAUAUUGAGACCUGGAACCCAGGAACAGCAAGUCUUGUGUGGAGAAUUUCGUAUAGAACCCUAGGCUGGUGAAUCCCAGUCCUUUUGCUGGCUAAUGCCAAAAUUUUUAAGGACUCCUUCCUGCAAGUAGUUGUAUGCUUACUGUAUAUUAGCUGAGAAAAUAGUGAUCAACUAAUUAUGAAUUCAAUGCCUUCUUUGAAUGUAUUUGGAUUUGAUUAAUCACAUCAUCAACUAUUUAUAUUUGGAAACUACUCAUCUCUAUAUUGAGAAGCAUGUGGUUUAGUGUACUGCCAGUGCUGACUGUGUGUAUGGACUCAAGGACUGCUUGUCGUCACUCAGAAGCUAGGAGGGCUGGUGCUCUCCAAGCUGGGAAUCAUUGCCCAAAGCAGGAAAGAAUUUGUUCAGAACUAACCUGUGCUUGAUUUUUUUUCACAGUUUAUUUUAACAGGUAUUUGGUACCCCUGCACCGUGCUUGGUACCACCAUCUGCUCUGGGCUACCCUAUAUAAAAUGCUCAAGUCAGUAUUGCUGAUCUUUAGUGCUUCUUACCACCACCCUGUUUCAAUUAUUGCCCUAACACCUCUUUGGUUUUUUUAAAUGUCUUAGGAUAUUUGUUUCUAGGCCAAAAGAAUCUGUGUGUUCCAUUUUCCAUCUCUCUCUCUCUCUGGAAUAAACAGCUCUGCUUACUACAGGUACAGAAUUCAAUGAGAAUCAGGAAUGGCUCACUUUUAGUAUGAGGAAGAUGCCACUGAUUUAAUAUCCAUAAUCAGGUAAUAAAAGGCCUGCUAGCCCUUGGAACCACUAUGUCUUACUUUAUUGUCCUUUCUGGGAGAGCCAACUGAGAUUACAGCUUGGUAGCACUGGGAGUUUUGUGAUGAUGGUGGUGUUUUGAAGAGAUUUUCUAGGGAGUAGGUCACCAUCUAGGAGGAGGAACAUGGUUAAGAAGAUGAAGGGACUAGCACAGGGCAAUGGGUGUAUGGAAGGAGGAUGUCCAGAUAGAGGGGGAGACAGUCAUAAAAGUAAAUGGCAAUGUGUAUAGACAGAUUUUAUCUACACAUUUUGGUUUUUUGGGGGAAUUUUUUUAGCAUACUAUAAACCAAUUCGUUAUCCAUGUUCUUAUAUCAGGAGGUAUUGUAUUAGAUUA